AAAUAAUAUAACAUUGGUUCUUCUUUCUCCUUCACUUUUAGCACUGUAGCUAUUUAGAAGUUGUUUUAACUGUCUGUUGCUCAGCCUAGGACAAGAGAACAUUUCUGCCUCAAAUUACCUAUCAACACUUCAUUGAUUUAUGUAAGACACACGAUAAAUCUUCUUACUUUGAACGGCAGAUUUGAGCCUAACAAUAAACUACGAUAUAUUGUCAUAAUCUGUAGCUUUGAUUUUGUGGAAGAGAGCAUUUAACGCGAUCUACAAUCUAUUUCUUUUUCCAUAUAUUGCCAUCCUAUGAAAGCUACGAUUUUGUAUAUUAUACUCAUCGGCAUUAAUUCCAGUUAACAAACGCUCUGACGUAUUAUAUCACGACUUUAAAGAAAAGAAGAACAAUACAAUUUUAAACAAUUUUCAUGGUGGAUACAGUCUCGGUCGUGUGCAGUAUCCUUGGAGGAUUUAUUCUCCUGUUUGGUUUAUGUUCAUUGGUCAUUAAAGAACGACUAUAUUUAUCAGAAGCCUCUAUUGCUAUUUUAUGUGGCAUUAUCUUUGGUCCUGUUUGCGCCAAAUUUGUAGAUAUCAGUACUUGGGGUAAUGAAGACACAAUCAGUCAUGAGUUCAGUCGUGUUGUCAUUGCCAUCCAAGUCAUGGCUGCCGGUGUAGCUUUACCGAAAGCUUAUUUGAGGAAAGAACUACGCUCAAUUUUAAUAUUGCUAGGGCCUGUUAUGACAUACAUGUGGCUCGUUAGUGGCUUAUUGGUAUGGGCUAUGAUACCCGGCCUCAACUUCCUUGAAUCUUUAAUGAUCUCUGCUUGUUUCACACCUACUGAUCCUGUUUUGGCCAACUCAAUUGUGCAAGGCAAAUUUGCCGAAAAGCAUGUCCCAACUCAUGUGCGCCACAUUAUAUCCUGUGAGAGUGGUGCGAAUGAUGGCUUAGGCUAUCCGUUCUUAUUUUUGGCUAUUUACUUGUUAGAAAUGGAUGUCGGCCCUGCUAUAGGCAAAUGGGCUUAUUGGAUUAUGGCGUAUAAUGUGUUAUUAGCGAUAGUUAUCGGCUUUAUCGCAGGUUUUAUUGCACGGAAAUUAUUGAAAUAUGCUGUUGAAAGGAAAUUCAUUGAUAAAGAAUCCUUCCUUGUUUUUGCUGUUGCAUUAGCGUUAUUUUUGAUGGGCGUUAUCGGUCUCAUGGGUAGUGAUGACUUGUUUGCUUGUUUUAUUGCAGGUAACUCUUUCACCUGGAACGAUUGGUUCCGUGUUGAAACAGAGAAAGCCCACUUGUCUGAGGUUAUUGACCUUUUGCUUAAUCUCAGUAUCUUCGUUUAUAUUGGAGCUACUAUGCCCUGGGCACUCUUUUCGCAGCCAGCGGUUUGGAGAUUGAUUGUCUUAGCCAUUUUGGUACUUUUCCUUAGAAGAUUGCCUAUCGUUGUAGCACUGUACAAAUUUAUUCCAGCAAUCCAUAACUGGAGAGAAGCUGUUUUUACAGGUUGGUUUGGCCCCAUCGGUGUUGGUGCUAUUUUCUAUCUCACUGUGGCCCUGGAAUCUAUCCCAGAUAGCAGCCCCCACGUAUAUGCUCGUGAUCUUUUAAAGCCAAUUAUCUAUUUUAUGGUGCUUGCUUCUGUAGUCGUACAUGGAAUCACAAUUCCCUUAUUUUAUGUUGGUACUUUCGCUACGAGGACUCUCACAAGAACCAGUGAUAUGGGAAGCCAUGUCAUACGUAUUCCUAAGUCAGAAAUGGCCAAUAUUCAAGACAGCCACCGCCCUGCUUUCAACCUUGUUGACGAAGCAGAUCUAUCAGAUUUUGACAUUGCAGUUUGUAACAAAAAAGAUGAAGGAUGCGAAGAUGGAGCGACUACCGAACAUAACCAGCCAAAGAGACAUACAGCUAUUACAAUAUUGACUCCAGAUGAUCCUGUACUCGAUAGCAGCCAUAAGCAUCUACAUUCAUUGGAUACCACUCAUCAGGCUGCUUCUCAGCUAUGCCAUAGGCGAAUGUCAAGCUCAAAAUCGACCACAUUAAGCGAAAGCAAUACGACGGAUAAUGAUACAGAGUCUACCUACCUACCUAAUGAUGAAGAAACGCGUUGA
This is a messenger RNA of Mycotypha africana, 2075 nucleotides long. Its product is annotated as Sodium/hydrogen exchanger family-domain-containing protein. Gene Ontology annotation, cellular component: plasma membrane. The record is from RefSeq and is a predicted model, not a curated record. Gene Ontology annotation, molecular function: sodium:proton antiporter activity. Gene Ontology annotation, biological process: sodium ion export across plasma membrane; regulation of membrane potential; proton export across plasma membrane. Bases 414 to 2075 code for a protein of 553 amino acids. The transcript is spliced from 8 exons. NCBI's taxonomy places the organism in Eukaryota, Fungi, Mucoromycota, Mucoromycetes, Mucorales, Mycotyphaceae.